ACACGCACAGCAAAAGUGAAGUGAAGAUGCUUCUGUCCUUUCGAUCAACAGUAAGCCAUUCACUUCCUCCUCUUCAUUUUCUUCUCCUUCUCCUCCCAGAGCGCCAAACUGUCCCCUUGCCUGGUUUACAGAAGGAACUUGCGCAGCCGGGCUCGGCCAGCUCGGAGGAGGCGAGAGGAGGCACCAGAGAUCCGGAGCACCGUCACCCCUAUAGCGUAUCCGUGGAGAACUACGCGUCGGUAUGGGUGCGCUGACAAAAGGACGUUACCUCUCCAUGGCGGGCCUCCUGCUCCUUGUUUAUUGCACAGUAUCAGUAAUCUCCAAAGGUACCACAGGGGAUGCUCAACCUGAUGCCCUACCUUCGGUGCAAGGCACCUUGCCGCACUUCAUCCAGGAGCCAGAGGAUGCGUAUAUCGUCAAGAGCAACCCCAUUAAGCUGCACUGUCGAGCCGCACCCGCCUUACAGAUCUUCUUCAAAUGCAAUGGAGAGUGGGUGCACCAGAAUGAGCACUUUUCCCAGGAGUAUAAGGACCUCAACACUGGGCUGAAGGUGCGUGAGGUGAUGAUCAACGUGUCCCGUCAGCAAGUGGAGGAUUUUCAUGGCCCGGAAGACUACUGGUGUCUCUGUGUAGCCUGGAGCCACCUGGGUACCUCUAAGAGUCGCAAGGCUACUGUCCGCAUUGCCUACCUGAGGAAAAACUUUGAGCAGGACCCCCAGGGGAAGGAGGUGCCAAUCAACGGGAUGAUCGUUCUGCACUGUCGCCCUCCAGAGGGAGUGCCUGUAGCAGAGGUGGAGUGGCUAAAAAAUGAGGAGCUGCUGAGUUCCCUGACUGAUGACAACAUCGAUACCCGUGCAGACCACAACCUCAUCAUCAACGAGGCACGGCUGUCUGACUCGGGCAACUAUACCUGUCUGGCCAGCAACAUUGUGGCUAAGAGACGCAGUGCCACAGCCACUGUGAUUGUCUUUGUGAACGGCGGCUGGUCCCUGUGGACAGAGUGGUCGCCCUGUAAUGUGCCAUGUGGGCGGGGUGUCCAGAAGCGAUCUCGAACCUGUACUAACCCGGCACCUCUCAACGGCGGGGCUUUCUGCGAGGGCAUGUCUGUACAGAAGAUCACCUGCAAUGCACCGUGUCCAAUUGAUGGAGGCUGGGACGAGUGGAGUGAAUGGACCGUAUGCAGCAGCCAGUGUGAGAAGCAGCGAAGUAGGGAAUGCAACUCCCCAGCACCCAGACACCGAGGCAAGAUGUGUGAAGGGAACAGCGAGGCCACUGAGAACUGCACAGAUGGACUGUGUACCCAGAAUCGAAAGCUGCUACAUGAUGUUAAACCUCAAAGUAUGGACAGCACCAGUGAUGUAGCACUGUACUCAGGCCUGGGAGCAGGCAUCAUUGCUGUGGCAAUCCUCGUGGUGGCUGUCAUGCUGUACAGGAAGAACCACAGCGAGUACGGCGUGGAUGUCAUCGACUCCUCCGCGCUCACCGGGGGUUUCCAGUCUUUCAACUUCAAGACCACCAGACAAGGCAACCCGCUGCUUCUCAACUCCUCGAUGCAGCCUGACUUAACAGUGGGCCGGACAUACAGCACGCCCCUCUGCUUCCAGGACAGCACAGACAAAGAGCUCUUUGACCCCCUGCCAGACAUCAAGGUCAAAGUUCAGAGCUCCUUUAUGGUUUCACUAGGUGUGGCUGAGCGGGCGGAGUUCCACGCCAAAGCCCCUGCUGAGACCUUCCCGAGAGACCUGAGCCGGGACUACAGCAGCACGGCGGAUAGACGCAAGAAAGGCCUGCUCACCCUCAAUGGGCCCUUCAGCACCUGCAAAGAGCAGCUGAGGACCACCGGCGUGUUCGGCCACCCCGGAGGGCGCCUGAUGGUGCCAAACACCGGGGUCAGCCUGCUGGUGCCUCAUGGAGCCGUGGCUGAGAAUAUGUCCUGGGAGAUGUACAUGGUGAUCAAUCAGGGAGAGGCAAGUGUCCAAACACUGGAAGGCUGUGAAAUCCUCCUUGGCCCAGAGGUGAUGUACGGUCCUCCGGGCUUGGACCUCUUCUGCCCAGUGGCCAUGACCAUCGCUCACUGCGCAGAGGUGGACACUGAGAACUGGAACAUCCAGCUCAAGAGGAAAACCCAGGACAGCAAAUGGGAGGAAGUGAUGUCAGUGGAGGAGGAGUCCACUUCCUGUUACUGCCUGAUGGACUCGACAAGCUGCCACCUGCUGCUGGACCAGCCGGGCUCGUACGCCCUGGUGGGCGAGCCCCUGACGCAGGCUGCCGUCAAGAGGCUGAAGCUGGCUGUGUUUGGGAGUAUGGAGGCCGGCUCCAUGAGUUACAGCCUGAGGGUGUACUGUGUGGAUGACACGCCACACGCAUUUCAGGGAGUGGUGGCUGCAGAGAAGACCAGAGGGGGUCAGCUCCUCGAGGAGCCAAAGAUGUUGCCUUUCCGAGCGAACACCUUCAGCCUCCAGGUGUCCAUCCAAGAUGUUCCCCAGUUCCUGUGGAGCAUCAAACCCUUUACCACAUGUCAGGAGUUCUCCUUCCCCCAAGUGUGGUGCAGCAACCAGCAGCCCCUGCACUGUGCCUUCUCUCUGGAGAGAUACAGCCCUGCCACCGCCCAGCUCUCCUGCAAAAUCAGCGUGCGCCAGGUCAAAGGCCACGAGCAGAUUCUGCAGGUCUACACGGCUGUGGCCGAGACUGAAAAGGAGUCGGUUCCAUUUUUUAUGCAGACAGACUGCACCAUCACGUCCCAGACGGGGCCCAAGGCCUUCAAAAUCCCCUUGUCCAUCCGCCAGAGGAUCUGUGCCACCUUCGACACUGCCAACGCCAAGGGCAAGGACUGGCAACUCUUAGCCCAGAAGCUCCACUUAGAUCGAAACCUGGGUUAUUUUGCAAAGCAGCGGAGCCCGUCGGCAGUCAUACUGAGCCUGUGGGAGGCUCGCCACCAGGACACUGCUGACCUUGACUCUCUAGCCAGUGCCCUCGAGGAGAUUGGCAAGAUUCACUCCAAAAGCUCCCCCAAGGACCAGGAUGAGCCGGAGUCUGACUUCAUCACAUACAAGCGGGCAGUGUAUACGGAACGGGCAAACUAACAAAUCAGACAACAGAGGACUCUGCUCCUGAAUAUACAAGCUGAGGGGAAAGAGAGUGAGUGAAAGCUGACAGACUAGGGCAUAUAUCUGUGUACGCACACGGCCAGUGAUAGACAACACACCACGGCAGUGCGCCGGAAGGUCACAAGGUUGUGAGUGCACAGUGCGAGCAGUCAACAUGCCGACCAAUUACAAUAGACGGAGGUGAGCCGGUACCUGCUGUGGAUCUACCCCUCUCUUUUAAGAAUCUGUCUGAGGAUGGACUGUACAUUUUUUCUGCCUUUCCACUCCAUUUUAAGUUAAUUUUUAAUUUAUUCGUUGUUUCAUGUUAAAGCUGCCCCUCUGUAUAUUCAUUUUUCAGGUCAGAGGGUGAGCGGGUUAUAUCCUGAACUUUGAUGCAUAUUAUUUUCUGAAUUUGUGUUAGAUCCUUUUUAUCUCACUUGGGACUGUCACUACCACCUCCCCUCCUUUUCCCAGUGGUCCACCCGGCAGCUGUACAUAUUUGCAUACAAGUUCUUAUAUGCAAAUAAGAUGAUACAACUGUGGCGUCAUUUCAGAGACACAUGAUCAGAUUUCUUAUUUUUCCUCACACCACAUCCCUGUGUCAACGAGUGAAUGAGGACUUCGAAGCUAUGUUUUUUGGCGUCCAAUAUUAUAUUUUUAAAAGGAAGCUGCUGAUUGCUUAAAUGUUGUGAUUGUGAACUUUUAAAGCCAAGUAUCUUGACAUUCGCCCAUUUUCAUCUCUCAAAAAAAUCUAGUCUAUGGGAAGAUAAAAAAUUCUCAUAGACAACCAGUGUUGUAUGAUCAUUUAUUUAAAAAAACAAACAGUUAAGAGAAAUACAGUAUCAGCCCCAGUUUAAUCAUAAAGGACAGCACGAUCAGAGUGUGACCUCACAUGUGUUAACCCAUAAGGGAAAAACGAUGGUUGUGGCAUAAUGUGGCAGAGUGAGAUUUCUAACCGUGGCAUUGCAGUUCAUUACAGUUUCCUCCACCAAGCGAUAGAGAGGAAGGAAACUGUAAAACAUCAUUUCCUGGCACGGCAGGGAGCGCAUCGCCACGUCUUAUCACCCAAUUCCCACCACUAACACCCGUCACACAGACCUCAUAUCAGGCCCUGACACACCCGACUGCCCCCGCCACCCCCUCACCCCAAACACAUGCAGACACACACACUGACAUUUCAUGGCUACAGAGGUCAUGUGCACAUCGAGGCUGUGUGAAUUUGCAUAUUGUACAACAAAACAAAAAAGGAAUACUGAUGGUCACGGUGUCAGAGAUACAACAUGCUGUCACUUUUCUGUUCAAACAGCUUGAUCUCAUAGAAAUGCAUCAAAUAGUCACGACCUCUUAACAACACAUAAUGUGGUGGUGGGCAUGAAAUUUAGUGAAAGUUUAGUGCUGGCAACACGAAAACAACGGCAAUGCAAAGUCAGUCAGAAUCUUUUCUGGGGAUGGACACAUGAAUUAGUAUAAGUACAGAAUAAGAAUAAGUAUAAAGAGCGAGAAAGUUCAUGUAAGGUGGCCAAGGGGCUAUGGAUAGGUCAAACAUGCAUGGACUUUUAACCAGGAGACUUCUGUUUGUGUCACAUGUGAAACCAAAAGUCAACAUAUUUUGUUGUUUAAAAAACACUACUCAACUAAAUACAAUCAUUUCUUAUUUUCUUUGAUAUUUUUGUCAUAGACGGAUGAUACAGGUAGAGGUAGAAAUCUCAA
Messenger RNA from Epinephelus moara (kelp grouper), 4795 nucleotides. RefSeq names its product unc-5 netrin receptor Db (gene unc5db). The record is from RefSeq and is a predicted model, not a curated record. Gene Ontology annotation, biological process: netrin-activated signaling pathway. Lineage: Eukaryota; Metazoa; Chordata; Actinopteri; Perciformes; Serranidae. Gene Ontology annotation, molecular function: netrin receptor activity; protein binding. Gene Ontology annotation, cellular component: membrane.